AUGGUCCAAUACGGCAUGGAUGAAGCCUUGCUAUCUUCCCCAGAUCCCCUCGCCGACUCCUUGACAUACCAGGCACCACCGAGUACGAAACGACGAAAGACUCCCUCAUCGCGUUUGUCACUGCCAUUACCAGCCAGUUCUCCGAAAAAACAAAUCUUUGAAUUGGAUGUGGGAAAUACAUUAUCACCACAAAAAAUCAGAGUUACAGUAGAAGCAGAAGAUUCGGACAGCGAGGACGAUCAUGCGAACCUCAGACCUCAUAAUUUCAGUUCACCUACACCUGCGCCGGUACCCCGUCGAAUAGAGCGAACGACGACGACAACAGUGCCAUUACGAGGGCUUUCGGACUCCGAAAAUGAUAAUAGCAUUCGAUAUGAGGUAACACCGAAGAGGCCCAGAGGUCGUCCAAGGAAAUCAAAUACUCCGGUCCAAAAACAAGGCACUUUGAAUCGAGUCGGAAAGCGUGGACGAAAAAGUGUUGGAGGGGGGGUAGACAACCAAAGCCAAGAUGCCAACGACGAAGAAGUCUCGGCGGGAAAUUCUAGAUCACGAUCAAAGUCAGCAAAAGUUAUCAAAAAGGCGACACCGCGUAAGAGGAAAGCUAGUUCGGAUUUGGUCCCAUCGAGUGUGGUUAAGAGAGGUCGUGGUAGGCCAAGGUCUCGGCUGCGAGAAGAAAUACGACUAUCAGACGGAAGUGAUGUGGUAGAGCAAGCACAGACUCCCAAUGCCGAGCCUAAGGUGGUAGAGGCUGACAUUCAUGAGGGAUUGAUGCCGGAAGAGAUUGAUCUUUUGGCAACCAUUGAUGCCAAUUCGGAAAGUCCAAUUUCCCAGUACCCCGCCUAUCAAUCCACAUCGACUUUCCCAAGUAGUGAAGAUGCUGAAGAGGAUGUUGUCAUUGCAAGAUUUCACCCUGGAGAAGAAACGCCCCCAACAACAGGUUGGUCAAGCGUUUUGGAGACAUCUCAAAUGCCAAGUUCGUCAAAUAGGGCACAAGAGGAAACGAGUCCUCUGAGUGAAAGUUUGAGAAAUGGUGCUCCAUCUCUGAAAUCAAACGGUCCCAUCGAAGAUGAUGACGACAACGGCGAUUAUGGAGGCGAUGGUUUUGAUGAUGAGACGGAUGAAGAUUUUGAUGAAACGCGUGAGAUAGGACAAUUUUCCGACGGAAAAGUGGAUAAUGCUACUGAAGAUAUGCAAGAAGAGGAUUUUGAAGAUGAGAUGGACGAUGAUAUGGAUCAUAGACCCGAGUUUGACACUAUCAUGGAGAGUGAAGGAUUUAGUCUGAUAUCGCUUGAUUCUGUACCGUCGUUGAGGAAACCGUUGAACGGAGUACUCCCAGAUGAGGGGCAAAACUCGGCCGCACGUCCUCAGAAUAAAAAUAUUCUUUCAGUCCAAAAUACCGUACAGCACAACUCAUUUUCGAGUGUAGCACCAGAGAUCCUUGAGGCUGCAACACCAGGCAAGAAACUUAAGAAUCCUCACAUUUUCCGCGUCCAGGAAGCUCGAGUUGAUGAUUCAUUUUCAAGCAUACCACCCGAGAUUCUCGAGGCCGCAACCCCAGCCCCAGCGCGAAAAAGGGGCGUUGAGAUGUCAUAUCCAGGAAGUUCCGCGGUAGUUGGAGAAAAUGUAGCCGGUUAUGCCGAUAGCAGCCUGUCGGAUACUCGUAUCAAGCCUCCUAAAACAGCUGGAGGAUUAAGCGAGGAUUCAUCGUCUACCAAGCAUGCAGCUCCACUUGACGCUGCCACCCCACGUUUAAUGCGCAAAGCACCGCUUCGGCCGAGUUCAACAAAGAAGUUGGUACCCGAUUCUAAGACAAAUUCCAAGCUGUCACAAGAUCGCGCGAAAUCAUUACAUCUUGCAACAUCGCCAAAGCCAUCCAAAUCGUCCUCGCCACCAACGAAAGAAUCUAAGCAGUCAACUUCGAUAAAAAACAACGGGGGCAAAUUAACAGGAAGUCAAGAUACUGAAAACCUCGCUGAAGAAUCCUUCAUCAACUCGCAAAUCCAUUCCUCGCCGCCUGCAAUUGCACCACGCAGAUCUACAUAUACAGCACAUGUUCAACAGCAACGGCAAACAAACCUUAAGCUGACACAGACUCCAGCUAUUGUGUUCUCAUCCCCCACAUUGCCACCACCUAUCCAGCCACCAAGGCAACCAUCCGAGAGGCCAGAAUCUUCAAACACAAAUGCGUCAUCACCAGCUGAAAAAGCUGGCCGUAUUUUGCAAGAUAUUGUUAUACCAUCAUCAUUGCCCAGAAGUAGAUCCGAGAGUCUAGCUAGCCCAUUUAAGAGUCCAGCAACAGGGAGAAGAUCUAGCUCAAGCGCAUAUCCAGAUACCAAUAUUAGUCGUUCUGUGCCCGCUGAGCAGCCUCAAACGUCGCUGCCAAAACUAGAUCAUAAUGGAGACUUGGGUUCGAAACAUUCGCGAAGAAGAAGCUGGAGUAGGCCUGUUCUCGACGAGGACCCAUUUGUUGGAAAUGGAGCGGCGCAAAGACGUCCAUCUAUGGAUAAAUCACAAAAUGUCAAUCUUGAGCUACCUAGUAGCCGUCGCAUGUCUGUUUCUAUAAAUGCGGCGGUCAUUCCUCAACACGAGUCGUCAAGAACCAUCAAUUCUAUGAAUUCGCAGCUUGAAGAGACUGGCCGCAACGGAGCUGUUGAAAAACCAGUGCCGUCGUCAUCGUCAUUGGAGAAAAAGCCCGUGGAGACUAAAAGAACUUUGAGUAGCUUACAAGAGAAAUGGGCAGCAGAACGAGCUGCGAUAAGUAAACAAAUCUCUACAGCCAGUGCCGAUGAAGUUAUGGUUCUAAGUUCCGAUGAUGAUGGCGAUGGAGACGAAGACGAUGAUUACGAUGAUAACGAUCUGGUUGCAGAUGAAGAACAGGAAAGUUUACCCGGAAAGAUGCGUGUCAAUCUUGAAGACGAUGAUAAUGCCGACAAUAGUGUCGAUAAUCAUGUAGAAGAAUUUGAAGACGAUGAAAGCUUUGGACUCUUACUGGAGACCCUAGAUGCUUCCAACCAGGAAAAUCAGCUUCACUCUGACAAAUCCGACCACGCGGAACGACCUAAACGAAGUAAAAUUCCUAGCCCGUGGAGAACAAAUAGCAAGCGUUUAGUGUAUAGCGAUGAGCUUGCUAGCCUAUUACCUGACCAUGACGCAGAAGCCCCCAUGGUCGAAGAGCCCUCGCCAAAAAGCGUUUCGAAGCAGGCUGAUGUAUCGAAAAGCUCUCCAAAAAAUCCUCAACCUGAAAGUGACUCAACCCUUGACUUGUCUGGGUGGCAGAUACCACAGAAGCAGAAUUUUCAGCCAAAGAUUCGUAGCCUAGGUAAUACGAAGCCUGAUAUAUCUGCACUUCUACGAUCAUCGCCAUUUGGCGGUCUACCAACUCUUUCUAAUAGAAAAGGGCCGAGCGCUGAAGGACGAUCAUCGAAAGAGUUACCAUCUCCUCGGGCGUCACACUUCGACCCUCCUCAGGACAGUUUAUCUGGUGAUACCGAGGAAGAAACGCGCUCAUUUGCUCCCAUUCCCCAAAAAGUAGGAUUCCAACCUCGAGUUCGUAAGAACGGUGAUGCGCCAACUGCACCCAUCUCUCAAUCAAUAAGGGGCAUUUUUGGAAAAUUUGGAUCCACAAGGACCAAUCUGCCAACCCCAGAAACAUCAUCAUCGUCCUUAGUCGGUGCUCUGACAAACACAUCGCCAAGCAGGAGCAACAAGCUCAAAGUUCCUGCGAUCCAACCUGACCCUGCCCAGAGUUCGUCUUCCGAACUUUCAGUACCUAACACAUCCGCGCCCGUCAAAACAACAGAAAAUCGACAGCUUCAAAAUCCUAAGCCAAAAUGGACCCAACAUCGUCUCGAAGCUCCCAUUCCUCCUUCCCCUACAAAAUCUAUACUUCGCUCGCCUCUACGCUCUACUGCCCCGCCGUCUCAACCUUCCCCUAGCAAGAACGUCGUCUUCGCUUCCUCCUCUCCACAACCCAGUUCUCCCAUAAACCCCCAACUUUCUCCCACACACUGGACACGCGAUCACUGGCUUCUUCUCGACUCCAUUCUACAAACCUGGAAGCCGGAGAAUCAGAACCACGAUGCCUCGGAUUCCGAGGUCAAUUCAACUGGAUCUUCCAACUCUAAAUAUGGAAGAAGAAAUUCCACAAGAGUUAUUAGUGGACUAUUGGGAAAGAUAGUAAAUCUCAAAGAUAAAGGAGUCGGGAUUGGCGAGGGAGGGGUCAGGGUCUAUAAAAAUGGGAAUAAAGAGGGAAAAGAAAUCGGGAAUGAGAAGAUGAGAUUGGAACAGUGGCAUUUAGAAGCGGUGGAUGAGUUUAGGGGGGAAGUUCCAGGGUGGGACGAGGCAGUUGUAGCAAAGAGGGUUUUUGCGCUACUAAUAGGAGAGGAGAGGAGGCGGAAGGGGGUUAGUUCUUAA
Molecule: messenger RNA, 4413 nt
Organism: Botrytis deweyae
Lineage: Eukaryota; Fungi; Ascomycota; Leotiomycetes; Helotiales; Sclerotiniaceae
Exons: 1
Coding region: 1-4413 (1470 amino acids)
Source: RefSeq, a predicted model, not a curated record